This is a messenger RNA of Jatropha curcas, 1346 nucleotides long. Its product is annotated as CBS domain-containing protein CBSX1, chloroplastic. Lineage: Eukaryota; Viridiplantae; Streptophyta; Magnoliopsida; Malpighiales; Euphorbiaceae. The record is from RefSeq and is a predicted model, not a curated record.
CAGUAAACAGCCAAUCGGCGUUUUCCCAAAUUACCAAAUUUUCAAUUUUCUCUGUCUUCCACAUUUAUUCCUUUCACGGAAUAACCGCAGCAGAAAUCUUUUUCCAUUGAAUUUCUUUCCCUCUGCCUUCCCUCGUCUUCUAAACCUUCUUUUCUUUUGUUUUUUUUGAUAUUUCUUUAAUAAAUAACCUUUUGAAACAUAUUAAAAAAUUUGCUUCAGCUUCAUGGCGUCCAUGUCUUUAACCGCUUCUACAAUGCAUUCUCUGCCUCACUGCCUCCUUAAUUAUCACCGCUUUUCACCGCCUCUUCCUCUCUUUUCUGCAACUUCCAUUUCUAAACGACGUCGUCUCUUCUUCUCCUACCGACAAUUUGCUGCAUCUCACCGCAUCGUCGCUUUAGCGUCCUCAACUGUAACCAAUAACGGCCAACCGAGAAAUGGGAUUUGCACGGUUGGUAAUUUUAUGACUAGAAAGGAGGAUUUGUAUGUAGCAAAAACGACCACAACUAUUGAUGAAGCAUUAGAAGCUAUUGUGGAGAAGAAAAUAUCUGGUAUUCCAGUGGUUGAUGAUGAUUGGAUAUUGGUUGGUGUUGUUUCAGAUUAUGAUUUGUUAGCACUCAACACCAUAUCAGGUGACAAUCAGAGCAGCUCUAGCUUGUUUCCUGAUGCUGAUAGUUCAUGGAAAGCUUUCAAUGAGAUGCAGAAACUACUUACUAAGAACAAUGGGAAAGUUGUAGGUGAUUUGAUGACACCUUCUCCGCUUGUUGUUAAUGAAACCACCCAUCUAGAGGAUGCUGCUAGGUUGCUGCUCGACACAAAAUAUCAUCAACUUCCAGUGGUAGAUGGUGAUGGCAAAUUGGUUGGAAUAAUUACACGGGAAACGGUUGUUACAGCUGCCUUGCAAAUAAAAAAUGCCAGUGAAAGAUCAAGAUGAAUUUCGAUCUUGAUAAAUUUUUAGCUCUCAUGUUCAUGUUGCGAUCCUUUAUUUCGAUAUGGGGGUUCUCCAAUUAGAUAUUCAAGUUACUUUGGAGGCAAAGCGAUCAAUCAAAUCUUCUGCACUAAGAGCCUCUGACUCUCUAGUGUGCAUCAUUUUGUACCAUUAUCUCCUCGUGAGUUCUGGUUUGAAUUUAAUUAUACAUAGGUUGGUAAAUUUUGUCAGAGAUUAUAUAGAUAUAGGAUCCAAUUUGACUUGGCAGCAGACAGGAGUAUGAUGCCAGGUUUCUGUAUGUAUCAUAGCAGCUUUCUUAGUAUGAUUAUCAAUUAUAGCUAUAAAAAGGUAUACAGAUAUGUGAAUUGACCAAAAUAUAUCCAUUUUUAAGGAUUUGAAUAAUUUCCAUUUAGCUGCUUCA